Sardina pilchardus (European sardine) is the source of this 1113-nucleotide messenger RNA. RefSeq lists its product as uncharacterized. The record is from RefSeq and is a predicted model, not a curated record. NCBI's taxonomy places the organism in Eukaryota, Metazoa, Chordata, Actinopteri, Clupeiformes, Clupeidae. The coding region runs from base 7 to 807 and encodes 266 amino acids. The transcript has 5 exons.
UCACACAUGAAGCUACAAACUGUGCUAGCGCUGGUUGUGCUGGUUGUGCUGAGGACAACUCAUGGAAUGGAGUCCUUUUGUGAUGCUACACAGAAUGUUUCAUGUCAUGGGACUCUGGGCCAGCCUUUGUACCUACGUCUCAUCAGAACUACCACAGAUUAUGAUUUAAAUUUUGAUAGAGCAACAAAUAGAGUAACAAAUCGAAUUUUUCAAUUCAAAAGGAAUAAAUCCAUCUUUCGGGACCCUGAACGUUAUUCUGGAAGUUGGACGUUUUUCUCUGACAAUGGGACCUUGAUUAUAAACCCUGUCGAGUCGACUGAUUCAGGAACGUACAAAGUAGAGAUCUUCUUUGGAAGCGGAAUAAGGGGAGCAAAAAACUAUGUGAGGCUGAUAGUAAAUGAGACGACCCUCAUGACACAGACUAUUUCAAACAGCACACACCCCUCAAGCAUAACACAUAUCCCUCUACAUAAUGAUGCAUACCUGUCAGAAGAACAACGGAAUAUCAUCUUCACCAUAAUGGUUGUAUUGGGAUCUCUUCUGUGUUUGAUUGUGUCGGGAGGAUUAUUCUAUUACUGCACAAGAACAAAGAACACUGAUAGAGCGGCAGAGCCGGAGGAGUUGGUGUAUGCUGACGUGUCCAUACAGAGACGACAGAUGAAGCAGUUGGACCAGAGGAAGAGGCAGGAGGAGAUGGUGGAGUACGGGGAGGUGAACGUCCAGAGAGGUCACACACCUGUGGACCCCGAGCAGUGUUUUUCCCUCGCUCUGUAUGCUGAGGUGAAGACUAGACACAAUAAGCAGUAAUCUGAAAUUCACCGUGUGACCACCUCUGUGCUCUUUAUGUUGGCAAGGGUGUAACUUAAGGAUCUUCUUCCUUUUUUUUAUCUUGUAGACUGUUCCUUCACUGUCUACAGUGCCUAUUUUCACUGCUCUAGUUUUAUUAUAUGUGUUGUCAUAUUUAUCUUCAUCUUGUGAAUUCUCAUCUUUACUUAGUUCUAAAUGAUGUUUUUGUUUAUUGUUUUGUUUGGUUGUUUGCAUUCUUCUCUUGUCCCUUUUAUUGUGUUAAGUGCUCCAAAUGUAAAGCACUUUGAGCUGCAUUCUGUAUAUGAA